Molecule: messenger RNA, 2406 nt
Organism: Purpureocillium lilacinum
Lineage: Eukaryota; Fungi; Ascomycota; Sordariomycetes; Hypocreales; Ophiocordycipitaceae
Source: RefSeq, a predicted model, not a curated record
AUGUGGCUUCUGGAGAAUGAGGAGGCUUUUGAAGGCACGCGCUGCCCCGACCUCCCAUCCGUCCCCGCUCCGCUAACGUCCGGCCAGCUUGCCAUCUCCCACAACACCAUCUCGCGCAAGCACCUGACCAUCACCGUUGACGACGUUCCCGAGGGCCACGCCCACCACCUCACCAGCCGCUCCAAGCUCACGAUCGAGGACCUGAAGACAAAGAUAGGAACUACAGUCGACGGCCAAAAGAUCAAGGGGGCCAAAUAUGUCGUCGAGGGCAAGCAGGCCGAGUUCGUCAUGGGCAAAUGCCCCCAGCUGUUUCGGAUAACUUGGUUCCCUGUCGUUUUUACAUUCUCCUUUACGAACAAGGAACUGCAAACGCAGCCUCUCACGUCACUGCGUGACCAGUUCGAACCCCUCGAUAUCAAACUCCUGACCGAGUACAACGCGGAUCAUACCACGCACGUCGUGGCAAAGAAGCGCAACACAGCCAAGGGCCUUCAGGCCCUCAUAAACGGGAAGCACAUUGUCACGGAAUCAUUUCUCGAUGCUGUCGUGCAGGCUGCGGAGUCGCCGCAAGAGGGCGAUGCCUUGGAGCCGAGCGCCUUGGAACAGGACUUCUCCCAGUACUGGCCUGAUGCGAUGCAACACCUGCCACCCCGCGGCGGCGAGCCAGUCCAACACCCUGACACCAUAUAUGCGCCGGAUCUAGGCCGGAAAGAUGUCUUUGAAGGGUACACCUUCAUCUUCUACGACAAGACACAAUACAACAACCUCCUUGCGCCCAUCACAAACGGCGGCGGCAAGGCCAUGCUCCACACCAUCAAUCCCGGCGAGGAGCUGCCGGAUGACUUUGUACGAUAUGUAAAGAGCGUGGCCGGUGAGAAAGGCUUGGGCAGCUUCGAAGACGGUAGCGAGGGGAAGGGGGUCGUUCUCGUCCGUUACCUGCCGGGCAAAGGCGACCUGGUUGACUGGUACACACAAUUCAUCACCGACGUAUCGCUACGCCUCGACCAUCGGCCAAUUGAACAGAACGAAUUUUUGGAGGCCAUAUUGGCCAAGGACGCUAGUCAGCUGCGGCGGCCGCUCGAAGUGGAAUCGUCAAUGCCCAGCCAAAGGGACAGGCCUCCGCAGCGCGAGGCUCCUGCAGCUCCUGAUCGUCCCUCGAGCUCGUCCGCACACACUGGUUCGAACCAUGGCCAGUCACAGCCUACGGACGACCAGGUUGACCAACCACCCCCUCGACGGGGGAGGGCAAGGGGGCCAAUCAAACGACGCUUUGCGGGCUUCGACGAUGAUGCAGAUAUGGAUGUGGAUGAGCCGUCAUCGGUCAGGUCCGCCGCAGAGCAGCCACACACAGGGAAUGACGAGGGUGGCCUAUUUGUCUCGCAGGAAGCAUACGCCUCGCAAUCGCAACAAGACUCAGUCGCCAAUGCAUCGCCACGGAAAAGAAGAGGGUCGCCGCUACCCGAAGACGACCUUAUGGACGGGAUGGCUCCGGCCGUGGCGAGAUUCAAGCGCCAGCGCCUCGAGCACACCAAUGCUUUCGCGUCUGCUUCCCCCGAGCCUGCUGCUGCAGCUGAUGUCGCCGCGGCGUCAUCUCGCGCCAAAAAGGCCAAGGACCCCAAGGAGCUCGACGUCCUCGCCCAUGCGGCUCGCCACCGUGAGGAGGAAGAGGCACGCGCUCGCCGCGAAAAGGAGGACCUUGCCAACCUGCCGGACGAUGCUGACCUCGCAGAGAUUCGCCGCCUUCAAAUCGUCGAGGAGAUGCCCGUGCGCCAGAGCAGCGCAUCCGCCGUCGCGAACCGCGACCAGGACGUUGCCAGCGGGCGGUGGAAUCCCAAGUGGAACGGCAUGAAGAACUUUAAAAAGUUCCGCCGCAGGGGCGAGGAGCAAGGCCGACAGCCCGCGAGGGUCAUCAUACCGCUCUCGCAGGUCAAGAACAAGGAGUUUGGCGUGGGCGACAACUACUGGCUUGAAGACGAGGGUAGUAGCCAGCGGAAGAAGACGACGCAGCCGUCCGCAACGACUGCGAGCCACCCGUCCGCCAGCGCCGGCACGCCAUCGAUGCCACCGCCGUCUACCAGGACGUCCCAGCGCAAGAAGAACUCGGGCUUCGUCAUAUCAGACAGCAGCGAUGCGGAAGAGGACGAGGAGACGGGGGCGGCGAACCACGGCACAGCUCCCGGCGGGACGGGCAGCACCCGCAUCAGCGCCACGCAGUCGCAGCGCAACACGAGGAGCCAGGGCACGACCCAGAGCCAGGGCAAGCGGCCGGCGCGAGAACCCCCAGCGGCGGCGGAGCAGCCGGCGAAGAGGCCCAGAGCAGCGGCCCCGCCACGGAAGGCCGUCGAGGUGCCCGAUAGCGACGACAGCGAUGACGAGCUUCAGUUCCGUUUUGGCAGGCGGAGAUAG